Molecule: messenger RNA, 1024 nt
Organism: Linum tenue
Lineage: Eukaryota; Viridiplantae; Streptophyta; Magnoliopsida; Malpighiales; Linaceae
Source: the annotation of a GenBank genome assembly
CACCCACCAAGGCACCAAUCAUCUCCAUCUCUCCCUCUCUUUUUGGAAGAAGGCGAAGGAAGGAGGAAGAAGAGAACAAUAGCCCAUUGGCGGCGAAUUGGAGAGCUAUCAAAGGCGGCUCCUUUCGUAUUCUUAUUUAUGUCUCUGCUCUUUGUGGCUUUCUCUUCCUACUCAUUUUCUAGCCACAUGAAUUUUUCUCCUCUUUCUUUUUUCAUAAUGCAGGCUGAAUUAAUUCUCAUUCAGAUAUGUCUUCUCCCCUUUCUGUCCAAGAACAAAAAAGAUAUAGAAGGAGGAAGCAGAAAAGGAACGAGGAGAAUGAGAAGGAAAAAUUACUUCCAAGUCGAUCAUCGUCCCCUAUCUGAGUUAUCUUCUUCUCAGAAGGCACUUACCACUCUUGUCUCUUUCUCUUUUCCCACCACCGCAAAAUCAUGUCGUCGUAGAGGAGGGGUUGUCCACCGCCUAAUCUGUUAGAUGAUUCACGAAGGAGAGGCAUCCAAUCCCGUAGAUCAGCAGCGAGUUUGAUGGACUUUUGGGUCUCAAUGCAGGUGAUGGGGAUGAUGUUUGUAGAGUCUUGGGUUAUAAACCAAUGUGGCAUGGAGUGCAAGAUCAUGGAAGCUGCUAUAUGUUUCAAGAGCUGUAAGGCAGGAAGACUGGGUUUUUUCUUCUAUAAUCUGAUUGGGAAUAUGGUAAUCAGUGAGAUAUGGAGAGAAAGAGGUGUAGGAGGCUGUACGGAGGAAGAUGUAUGCAAUGUGUAGAACUGCUGAAAAUGAUGCAACAUGUUUUGGAGUGGAAGAUCCUUGCCAGCUUGAAAACAGAAGAGUCUGCUCAAAGGAAGAUGUUGUGGUUUCAGUAUUAGAUUGUUCCAUUCUAAUAUCUUCAUGUACAUCUUAGGGAUAGGGGUCCAGAUUUGUAUAAAUUGUCCUAUGUUUUUAUGAGUUUAAACCAAUGUUGUUAGAACCGAGCCGGAGCUUGACCCGAUAUCUUGAACGGCUUGCACUUUAGUGGUUCAACCGCUAUUUGACCG